Messenger RNA from Solenopsis invicta (red fire ant), 1408 nucleotides. RefSeq lists its product as uncharacterized. NCBI's taxonomy places the organism in Eukaryota, Metazoa, Arthropoda, Insecta, Hymenoptera, Formicidae. The record is from RefSeq and is a predicted model, not a curated record. The coding region runs from base 304 to 1344 and encodes 346 amino acids. Gene Ontology annotation, molecular function: oxidoreductase activity. The transcript has 5 exons.
GAGACCCCUACUUUGCGAGACUACCGCGCAACGAUCUCUUUGCCGUUACUCCACACGUGGUAGAUUCGUAAGUCGCCGCCUCUGAUUAAAAGUGUAAUUUGUGAGAUCAAAGACACAUCAGCUGCGAUUGUUCAAAAUUUAGAGUUGAAAAAGAAAGAGAAAAAAAGGGAAAUAGGAGCAAGAAAAAAAAAAGAAGAAAAAAGUAUAAAGAGAAAUUAUUUACUUUGAAUCAUUAUUAAUCCUUAUAUCAUUCGCUAUCUAUUUAUAACGCAGUGUUCUAAAUAUCAAGAUAAACCAAUCAAGAUGGCAAAAAAUUCUUCGAAUAUUCUUGCUGAAGAUAUGGAGGCACGUCUACAAAUGAUUAUUAAUGAAGGAGCAAAAACUCUAAUGGACUUCGAAAACGCGAAACCAGAAUUACCGUCGUUCUACGACGAGAAGAAAUUCCGAUUAGGACAGCAAGCAUUUUGCAACAAUAUAUUUUCUAUGAUGAUAGCAAAACUUUGCGGCCUAUUGUCCCUUUUAGCAAUACCAAGCGUUUUGAAUGUACUUGCAUUCAGGAAGAAGAGAACUGCUUGUCUGGCGUAUAAAAGAUAUGCAGAAACAAUUCUGCAUACAAAAAUUUGGCUUGAAAAGGAUCCCAAUGGCCAACCUAAUGAAUUCUUGGAAUCAAUAAAAAUUGUGAGACGAAAGCAUUGUUGUGCGUUUAAAGCCAGUACCAAGGCUGGUUUUAAGCCAACGCAAUAUGAUAUGAUACUUACGCAAUUCGGAUUUAUUGGAUACAUUUUAGUAAGCCAGGAGUAUCUAGGGAUAAAAACCACUUCUGAGGAAAUGGAGGGUGUAGUGCAUAUCUGGAGAGUCAUUGGUAGCAUGCUCGGCAUAGAAGACAGAUUCAAUCUCUGCUCGGGGACAGUUGAAGAAACUCGUGCCCUUUGUCAAAGGUUAUUGGAAGAAGUUUUCGUUCCUGCCUUGUCAAAGGAAGGAAGGAAGAAAAACGUGCAUUUUGAUUAUAUGAGCAAUGCGCUGCUGAAGGGUGUCUGGUCCAUCAGCACUAGUGUCGAUUCAAUAGGCUUCUUAGCCUUUACCCUUUACUUGGCUUCUUCAACUGCGCGUAACAAAAAUCACUCCAUCGAAAUGGAUUCACGGACUAUGCCGUUUUACAGCUGGUACUUGUUCAACUGGCAGCAUUUUAUUUUCAAGUACUUGAUGAGGCCUAAUGCCUGGUGGUCUUCAAUAUUCCGUGCAAUUUUUAAUACUUCAAUGCGACUCUCAAUUUUCUGGCUAAAACAUUUUUCGUUCCUUGCUUACUGGACAUUCGGAAAAAAAUAUGCAAAAGUUAAAAUUUGAAAUAUUUCAUCGUCACUUUGAUUAAAAAUUUAAUAAAAUUAAUAUUUUUUUAUUAUUUUAUUAG